AUGGCAAACCUGCAGCCCCCUUCGGCGCCUGGCUCGAGAAAUCCGCCAGACCCAAACAGACAUGCUCCUCGAGACUACGCUGCAGCCGUGCACCGGCACUCCCUUCGGUCCAAAGAACAUCAUCUGUUUACGGGCACAAAUUACCGCUCGUUGGCAUUAUUCCUGAGAAACAAAAACUCGCGCGCGUCGGCGGGAGCGGGCCAAGCCCCUGGGCUCUCGCGUGAGCACGACAUUCUCAUCAUCCACGACUUGACGCCGGCCGGGCGUCGCAUUACGCGCUUCAACAGCCUCACGGGGCUCCAGGAUUUCCACAAUCAUCCCUUGCCGGCAGAUCACUGUGGUCAAUUGGUGUUCCUACGAGGCUUGCCGUCGCCAGAAUGGGUCAAUGCGAUCGGGGCGCGCUACCGAGUAGAUCCAGAGCUUUUCUGGCAGCACUUACCCUUGACCUCCGGACACGCAACGUUUGAUCUUCCGGCGUUGGCAUCUGCGGCCUGCAACAUUGCAAAGCUGACCGUCACGUCGAUCGGGCACCGAACCGUCGGCCAUGCGCAAUCCGUGCAUGGUGGUUCCUCGGUGCUGGAGCCGACUCGCAUGAGCGGCAGUGUCCUGGGCCCGGUGGGACAAUCAAUUGUCCGAAAGGUUUCCAUCCACGACGAGCAGAAUUUCUCGAUUGAACAAGACGUGCACAUCUCAAUUAUCAAAAGGGGGGAAGGGUGGCUGGCUCUAAUCCUCAUCGACAGUGGCCGCGAUCUCGACGAAGGCUGGGUUGGGGCGUGGGAUAGCAGUCUACAUCAAUGCAGCAGGGUGGAGGAGAUUUUCAGCCCGGUCAUCAUGAAGGAACCCAGAGUCUGCUUUCAAGGUGCCGACGAAGGCGAGAAUCCGCCCGUCACAGCACAACGACGGCCCUUUUCCCAAAGCACCUCUCUCUUGUCCGGCGAGCAAUACGGAUACUACCUCCACGCUCCAACGAUGCGUGUCGACGCAUUCUAUGCUCUGCAUGAUGUAUUUGCCUUUGUGGCAAGUGCCGAGAAUCAAUUCCUCAACAUGCUGAACGCGAAAUACCUGUCGAACACUCGAAGAUACAGUACCAUAAGCCAGCUGGAAAAGGAACUCACCAACUUGAGGUACCAUAACAUGAUCGUUCGAGACCACGCUUCCCAGCUUCAGCGCACAAUCGACUGCAUUCAGAACAGAUGGGACCCCCAUUGGAUUCGACCGAAGCGCCCAAGACCACCGAACAGGCAAAGCCCCCCGGCAGGUCCUGAACAAGGCCCCGAACACCUCCUCGCAGCACACGAAAGCGAGGUCCAGCGAACGGAGGCAGCUGCCUCGAUGCUUCUCCGAGAUUUCCACGGCUUGCUCCGGAAAGCCCAGGAACUCUCACAGCGCUACAACGAACGCAUCGACGAGAUCAGGACCAGCAACAUGCUUGCCGAGUCGCGCAAGGCGACGGAGCAGGCCCGAAGCGUAACCCGGCUCAGCCUGCUUGCCUUCUUGUUUUUGCCGCUCUCGUUCACCACGUCCUUUUUCGGGAUGAAUUUCCGCGAACUGGGCCCCGACUUGAGUCUGUGGAUCUGGGCCGUGACUUCUGUUCCGGUGUUUGUGUUUGCCCUGCUGUGUUGCUUCUGGGCCGAUGUGGUGAAAGGGAUAUCGCUGUUUGGUCGUCGUGGCCGAAAGCAGUCAAGGUGA
Messenger RNA from Cladophialophora immunda, 1689 nucleotides. RefSeq lists its product as uncharacterized. NCBI's taxonomy places the organism in Eukaryota, Fungi, Ascomycota, Eurotiomycetes, Chaetothyriales, Herpotrichiellaceae. The record is from RefSeq and is a predicted model, not a curated record. Gene Ontology annotation, molecular function: metal ion transmembrane transporter activity. The transcript has 2 exons. Gene Ontology annotation, biological process: metal ion transport; transmembrane transport. Gene Ontology annotation, cellular component: membrane. The coding region runs from base 1 to 1689 and encodes 562 amino acids.